Trichoderma atroviride IMI 206040 is the source of this 1777-nucleotide messenger RNA. RefSeq lists its product as uncharacterized. The record is from RefSeq and is a predicted model, not a curated record. NCBI's taxonomy places the organism in Eukaryota, Fungi, Ascomycota, Sordariomycetes, Hypocreales, Hypocreaceae.
AUGCUGGCCUCGUCAAACAAACACAGCAAGCUGCUUGUUGUCCAAGCCGUGAUCGCCACUGCAUUUGCAACCAAUCCAGGUUGGAUAUUUCACCCUCAGACGAGUGGUUUUACGUCUGGCGGGCUGGGUCACUAUCCGACGCCAUAUAACUUGUCGAUUUCACAGACAAAUCACAAGCUUGCCUCGACUGGCGGUUCCUACUGGAGCUCCUCCCUCAUCCAUGGCUCAAACGGCCGAGAUUACCUCGUCGUUGCCAACGCCGUAGCCGAGUUGCCUGUGGGCGGCGGUAGCCUUGUCGAUGUAUACCGAGCUUCAAUUCUCGAUCUGGAAGAUACGUCUCAGUAUGCGCAAUACGCCCGCCUCACAGCCUUAGCAAAGACAUAUGGCCCCACCGGUAUUCUCAACUUCACGGUUCCGGGCUUUGCGUUUCAAUCCACCAGCACAACAGAUGCCCUCUCUGGUAUACGAAUCUUUAGUAACAUCGCGGACGUUGGUUUCGAUCUCACUUUUGAUCUGUCUUCUCCUCCGAUCCUCAACGCCGGCACUGGCACAUUCCAAGUUGGAGGCGGAACUGGUUUCCAAUGGUCCAUGCCCGCUGGCAAAACAACAGGCUGGAUUUCAGUCAACGGCACCAAAGUCAACGUCGACGCAAGCCGCUCUUUAACGUGGUACGAUCGACAGUGGGGGGUCAUCCCCUCAGACUUUUCAUGGUUCCAGGUUCAUAUUCCGGGACUGGCGCCUGAUGGGACUGAAGACGAACUCUACUCCAUAUGGGCAUGGAACGACCCUAUCAACGGCAACAAGCAGUUCGCGACGCACCGAACAGGCGGGCGAGCAGAGCAGAUUGUUUUGCCUGUUACCGAAAAAGUAUCAUCCAACAGAACUUUUACGUCGCCCGCAACUGGUGUCACCUACCCUCUCGACUGGACCAUUGCCAUUCCGGGCGGACCGGAGCUGCGUCUCUCCAGCAUCAGGCCUGAUCAAGAAAUCCAGACCGCAGGUGUUCCUGUAAUCUCUUACACCGGGUUCCUCAACGUCGUGGCUACGUACCCCGGGGGCCGUACAGUUCCAGCAUUCGCCGUAAUUGAGUCGCUUUAGAUGCCCAGGAUAAAGAAAGCUACUAGUACUAGAAGUGAAGAGGGGAUUGUUAUCCACAGAAAGGGCAUUUUGUACAAUCGCCUAUCGUAGGGCGGAUCUGCGGUUUUCUUGGCAAACUUUAAUGUUCAUUAGAUAGUCCACAAUGUCAGUAGCUUUAAUGUUUAUCCGUAUAGUUUAAUUUAUAACAUGACAACUGCAGCAAGACGGCAUCUCAUUUGCACUUCUCUGCCGGGCUCAUAGUGUCCACCGCGCUCUCCGAAGCAAGCAAUAUAGUUGGCUUCUAAAUUUCCUCUUACGGAUGCCUCUCGCAGCCUAUGGCUCACAUCAAAAACCUUUUGCGUUUGGUGUUCCGUGCUUGCCGUUAAAUUCGUGUCGUCAUUAGGCAAAGAGGCUUGCUUAUGAAAUAAAGAAGAAGGCUUUCAUCCCGUUAGCAGUCGGUCCUUACCUUUGGCAGUGAACCCAUUUCUUUCCUCAGGAGCGCCAGCCAUUGCUUCCGGCCGUGGCAAUUAUUAAGUUCGAGUCGAGUUGUUGUAUUAUAAAAACGCUGAUCACGGGCCUUGGGGAUUGAGUUCAUGGCCACGCGUUUGAUGAUGUCGGUGGCAACGAUAGGCUUUUGUGGCACAGCCUCCCAUCUUAUGCUUAAGAAGACUGCAUCUCCCGACCAAGUCUUUUGAUCUCU